AUGUAUUCUACUCUCUUUAUGGUAAUGUUUUUAUUUUUAAAGAGACCUAGAUACCUUGGUAAAUGCCCAAAAAUAACUCCAAUUAGAAAUGAAGAAUAAUGGUAAAAUGCAGUAAAGAAAUAUGCAAAGAAAGGAGCUAAAAGAGAUGAUAGUGUUCUCACUUUUAAGGAUACAAAUAUGUAAUUUGUUGAAUUCUACAGAGAUAAUGAAGAACUUUCAACUGAUACUCGUGCAUUAUGGGCUUAUUUUGCAGAAAAAUAUUCUACAAAUAAAUUUAAAUUCUAUUCAGUUGAUGUAAACAAAGUUAAAGGAAUUUAUGAUGAUAUAGAUGUGAAUGUAGCCCCAGAAUCUAAUGAGUUCCCUACAUUAAUAAUUUUUGAAGAUGGAGUUCUUGCUUAAAGAUAUCCUUGUGAAGAUCCAAACACCUAUUUAGGAAAGUAAUUGAAGAAAUGGAAGAGAAAAGCAUUUGAGAAAUUCUUCUAGUUCCACAAUAGAUGGUUUGAUACUAAAGAUUCUUAACCAGAAGAAGAAAGCUAGGAGGGAAAAAAUGAAAUUAAAAAGAAGCAAAAGAGUUCCAAGAAGAGUGAUUGA
This is a messenger RNA of Tetrahymena thermophila SB210, 591 nucleotides long. RefSeq lists its product as hypothetical. Lineage: Eukaryota; Ciliophora; Oligohymenophorea; Hymenostomatida; Tetrahymenidae. The record is from RefSeq and is a predicted model, not a curated record. The transcript is spliced from 4 exons.